Triplophysa rosa is the source of this 2287-nucleotide messenger RNA. RefSeq lists its product as uncharacterized. The record is from RefSeq and is a predicted model, not a curated record. The coding region runs from base 62 to 1162 and encodes 366 amino acids. The transcript is spliced from 6 exons. Lineage: Eukaryota; Metazoa; Chordata; Actinopteri; Cypriniformes; Nemacheilidae.
GCAGUCAGACUGGUCCAGUGCAUCAGUAUCACUGAUCUCAGACAGUCUGAGAAACAUCAACAUGAAGAAUCUCUUAAUACUCUUCUGUUCUUUGAUCCUGAGCGGUGUGUUUGGUGCAGAUGAAAUUAUAGUGUUAGUGAAAAAGGGAGAUUCUGUCACUCUACUCAAUUAUGAUGCUGAACUACAGAGAGGUGAUAAACUGCUGUGGACAUUUAAUGGUGACAGUAACUUCAUAGCAAAGCUCGAUAGAGAAGAAAAUAUGACCUCAGUAGAUGGAAACGAUGACUGGAGAUUUAAAGACCGACUGAUGCUGGAAAUUCUGACCGGAUCUCUCACCAUCAACAGCAUCACAAUUACAAACUCUGGACUUUAUAAACUACAGAUCAUGGCCACAACUGUGAAACACAAGAGCUUCAGAGUUACUGUCAGUGAUACAGUGAAGACAUUCUCGGUGAUGUUGGGAGAUCCUGUCACUCUUUACACGGAUACUGAACUACAGACAGGUGAUACAAUAGAGUGGAAAUUUGGAGGCAAUACUAUUGCCUAUUUAGCUGGCCCUGUUGACUCGAGAUUCACAAACAGUGAUGUGAGUCAUCGGACAGGAGACCUGAACAUCACAGACAUCAGAAGUGAUCAGUCUGGACAAUAUGAAGUGAAGAUCAACAGCAGAAGUUUUAUCUUACAACGGAUAUUACAUGUUAACGUCAGGGUUGAAGUGAAGUCAGUGAUGGAGGGAGAUUCUUUCGCUCUCUACACUGGUCUUACUGACAUACAGACAGAUGAUGUCAUACAGUGGAAGUUUAAUGGCACCCUCAUUGCUAAUUUAACUCACUCGAGCGUCCCAAACAUCGAUGUAAAUCGUCGAACCGGAGAUCUGAAUAUCACGAACAUCAGAAUGGAUCAGUCUGGAGUUUAUCAAAUCAUCGGCAAAGGUUUGCAGAGGACAUUCCGUGUUAAUGUUAAGGAACCCACUGAUAUAUACUGGAAGACGAUUGGUCCAGGAUUAUUGAUAGGAGUGAUCGUGCUGGGGAUAAUUGUGUUAGGUCUGGUUUCCCAUAAAAUACACAAGUGCUGCAGGAACAGGAACAGAUUAAAUAAAAAGGAGGAGAAUGAGACCUGUGAACGAUUAAACAAGCAGUCCUUCAACACCAACGGUACAUAGACACUCAAUACAGUAUAUAAUAAAUAUAUAUAACUCGGUGUUGACUUCAAACUCAGCUAAAAACUUAUCUUCAGCUGUGAAACCUAACCAGUGUUGACAGCUCUCAUCUGCUUUACAUUACAAAAAACUCUCUAUAAUAAUAAUAAUAAUAAUAAAUGGGACAAUGGGACAGUUUUCCUUCUGCACUUCUGUAACAGGGCUGCAAUGAUGAUUGAUGUUUUGAAUAAAAAAUAUAUGAAGUGCCUGCUUUCAAAUCAUAAGCUGUCAUUUCAAGGUGUUUUAUAUCUCAGGUUUUUCAUUUAGACAUUAGAUGUAGCAAAUACAGAGUGAUUUGUUUGAUGAAUUAGGCGGUUUGUUGUAACGCUGCCAGAUGUCAAUCACUUUACACAUGAUCAGUAACAAGAACCAAAAUAUAAUUUCAAGAAAAUUCAUUUGCAACAUCUGUAUCUGUUGUACAUAUCUGUGACACAUCAAACAUCAGUGUUUUCUUGUUUGUUCUUAUUUGUUAUUUUGUACUCUUUGUAAAUGCUUCUGAAAGUAAAUGUGAAGUGACUCACUCUUGUUCUGUAUAUAUUAGAAUAUAACGAUGUUCUGCUGUAUGUAUGAUAUUGUAUAUGAUCUUACCUUGCCUUACUGUUAAACUGAAACUUCACUGCUAUCUAGUGGACAAACACUGACAUGACAAGCAUAAAUAUUUAAAUGAUGAAGUCAGUUUAAAGGUGGGAUGUCUGAUUUCUCUUAGCCGUUGUUGAUGUUCAAAUCACCCAAACAGACACACCACUACCCCCAUCUUUCGUCAGCGCUCGGCUCGGCUAAUGUACGUCCUGUGCAUUGUGCACCUUACUGCUGAUUGGCUACAUGGUUGUUUGUCUAAACAAGCGUAAUUCGGAAAUCAGACACCCCGCCUUUAAGCUCAGCUAAAUCCACAUUGUUUGAAAAUGGGAAUAAAAUGUAUGAAAUGAAAAUCUUUGUUGCCACUUUGUCUUUUGUCCUGCUUAAUUCAUUUAGAGGAAUCAGCAAUCUCCAUGCAUCUCUUGAUUUCUCAUGUGUACAUUUUCUCAUUUUAUUUAAAAGCGUGUUGAGAAACAUGAGUCAUAAAGAUCUACACAUUGUUGUAAACUGAUU